Messenger RNA from Silurus meridionalis, 1605 nucleotides. RefSeq names its product trypsin. Gene Ontology annotation, molecular function: serine-type endopeptidase activity. Lineage: Eukaryota; Metazoa; Chordata; Actinopteri; Siluriformes; Siluridae. The record is from RefSeq and is a predicted model, not a curated record. The coding region runs from base 1 to 756 and encodes 251 amino acids. The transcript is spliced from 5 exons. Gene Ontology annotation, biological process: proteolysis.
AUGGAUCUGUAUGUCUAUCCCAGAAACAUGGAGCUUCUUCUCAUCACAGUUUCCCUACAGCAAAGGAUCAUUGGAGGCCAAGAGGUUGAGCCUUACUCUAUAAAGUAUCAGGUGUCCUUACAGUACAACAAUCAGCACUACUGUGGAGGAACUCUAAUUCACCCGCAGUGGGUGGUGUCUGCUGCACACUGCUGGAAGCCAAACUAUUUGAUCAAAGUAGUGCUAAGUGAGCAUGAUCUCUUCAAGAAAGAAGGAGUGGAGCAGGUGAUUAAUGUCGCCAGAACCCUGGUCUACUACCUGUACAACUACAGGACAUUUGAUAAUGACAUCAUGCUCCUGAAGCUUGAACAACCAGCUGAUCUGAAUGCUAACGUGGAGCCGGUUCAGCUGCCCAGUGAAAACAUGCCACCAUUCUAUGGGGGAAUGAUGUGUGCAGUAAGCGGCUGGGGGGUCACCCAGGUCUACAGCUAUUACCUGUCCUCCGUGUUACGUGCUGUGGAUGUACAGAUUAUACCAAACUGCCAGUACUACUAUUACUCCAGAAUAACAGACAACAUGGUGUGUGCCGGAUCUCCACUGGGAGGAAAAGACUCGUGCCAGGGUGACUCCGGAGGUCCUCUUGUAUGUAACGGCUACUUUGAAGGAAUUGUUUCCUGGGGCAUUGGUUGUGCCAAUCCUUAUUUCCCUGGUGUCUACACUAAAGUCCGUAACUACAUCCGCUGGAUCAACUGGAUUAUUGACACCAACAGUGACUAGACUUUUUCUGUAUUUUGUUGCUGCUUUUUACAGGAAGAAGUGACAUAUUGCAAGAUCAGUGAAUAUAUACUGCCUGUCAGACAUACUGUAUGGGGACGCACAUCUUUCCAUAUAGCAUUCAUACAUUUUUCAGUAUCACAAGUAACGAAAGGUCUUACUGACAUUACUGUUAUUUAAAAAGAUAUCUUAGUAAGUCGAUAUCUAGUAUAUAUAAUAUUUAAAAUUAUGAAUUAUUAUGAGAUUAUUAUAAAUCACAUCUAAGAUAGCUUAUUCUGUUUUUCAGAUGUUUCUUUAUAUAUUGGCAGAUCAUUUCGAUUCUGACAAGAAAUACUGUCAGGAAAAUGAUUGUCUUAAAACAUGAGAUAAGUAAAAUAUGUCUUGAAAAUAUAUUUUUAAAAUGAUAUAUUUGGUUGAUUAUAAUCUUCUAAAAUAAAAUACCAGAAAUGAUAUUUGCAAUUGCCAAAAUUUCUAAAAUACCUGACAUAUUUGGACCCAAACUGAAGGCAGUUGGAUGGUCUUGAUAACUCUUUUUCUUUUGGUUGAAUAUUUAAUCAAUUAAAAUCGUUGUCAAGAUGCUUAUUUAAUAUGCAACAUCUUAGAACUGAUUUUUAUUUUCAGUGAAUUUGUAGAACAGAAGUACAUUUUCUGUUUUUCCAUUUGAAAAUGCUUGGGGGGAAAACUUUUGCAGACAGUGGUGUAUAUAAGCUAUAAUUAUCUUGACAAUUAAUCUUAAUAUGUGUACAAUAGAAGAUUGUACUAUAAUUAAAACAAACUAGCCAGAAGAAAACCUUAAUAUAAUGGAGAAAUCACUUUACAGUAAGGCUAUAAGUUUGUGGUGAGCCUUGUGUU